Molecule: messenger RNA, 1063 nt
Organism: Nomascus leucogenys (northern white-cheeked gibbon)
Lineage: Eukaryota; Metazoa; Chordata; Mammalia; Primates; Hylobatidae
Gene: IQANK1
Product: IQ motif and ankyrin repeat containing 1
Exons: 2
Coding region: 293-661 (122 amino acids)
Source: RefSeq, a predicted model, not a curated record
UGGACUUGCUGUGCCCCUGUGUCCUCAACACCCCUCCUUGUUCCAAACCAGCCCAGGGCUCCCCGCCCCCUGGCCUGGGGUUUUUCCCUCUCAAACACGGGGAGUCACCAGCCGACAGUGGCCUGCUUGGGGUGGGGUGGGGAGGAGGCUCGGGCAGGUGCCCUCUCCAGCCAGAGCAUGGGGCAGGGCAAGCGACAGUCAGUGUGGCCUCCUCCUCCAGGCCAUCAAGGACGCAGAGGCCCAGGUGGGCAGGCUGCGGCAGGAGGCCCAGAAGGCCGAGGAGGCACUGGCUAUGGCCAGGCUGGAGCUGUGGGAGCAGACGCAGGAGGGUGGGCCUGGCGUGGGGCGCCGGCUGGGGGCUGGGAGAUGCGGCCCGGGGCGGGGUCCGGCGUUGGGCUUGCCUGUCAGCUGCACUCUGCUACCCCGACGGGAAGAAGAGGCGCCCGGGCUGAAGUGCCAGGUCACCGAGCUGCACGACGUGCUGAUGAAAGACGUAGGCAGCCACAUCCGUGCCGAUGGCCGGUGGCCUCUUGUCAUUGACCCUUCGGGCCAGGUGGCCACCUUCCUGCGCUACCAGGACACCAACUAUGUGGACAUGGCAAACCCGGAGCACCUGAGGCCGGAGAGGAUGCGGCUGGCUCUGCUGGGGGCUCUGCGGUGAGGCAGGCAGGGUGUCAGGUACACCCCACCCCACCUCCCCAGCCCCACCCUGGCCUCACCAGCCUCAUGGGGCAGGUAUGGGAAGCCACUGGUGUUCGACCUGAGAGAGGUAGACCUGUUUCCAGUCGUGCAGCGGCAGCUGGAGGUGGUGCAGCCUGGCCUGGCGUAGGCGCCGCUGAGCCGCGCAGGAGAGGUACCUGUUGCUGCUGCCGCCCACGGGUGGGCCUGAGUAUAGCCCCACGCAGUUCCAGGAGCAGUGGCUGGAGCACUUCUGCCUCUUUCGUCACCAAGGUCCAGUGGCCGCCAGCUAAGCAGCUGCAGGUGCUGCUCCCAGUGCGUGUGCAGCUGCCAGGCACAGGCCUCUAGUGCUGGCCCCAAUCCCAAUAAAACCUGUGCCCCGGGG